AGGAAGGGCCUAGGCCCAGGCCUGGUGUGUGGGCGCUAGCAGGCGCCUGGGCUUUACCACUGACGUGCCCUCUGCCGCAGCUUCGCCUGCUUCACGUCCUAGUUGGGGUAGGCACGGGGAAGGCUUGUCGGAGCCAUGGAGGACGAGGUGGUUCGCAUUGCCAAGAAGAUGGACAAGAUGGUGCAGAAAAAGAACGCGUCCACAAGAAUUGGAAUGUCAGUUAAUGCUAUUCGCAAGCAAAGUACAGAUGAAGAAGUUACAUCUUUAGCAAAGUCUCUCAUCAAAUCAUGGAAAAAGUUAUUAGAUGGGCCAUCAACUGAUAAAGACUCUGAAGAAAAGAAAAAAGAAUCUGCGAUUACAUCACAAAAUAGUCCUGAAGCAAGAGAAGAAAGUAGCUCCAGUGGCAACGUAAGCAGCAGAAAGGAUGAGACAAAUCCUCGAGACACUUACGUUUCUUCUUUUCCUCGGGCACCAAGCACUUCUGAUUCUGUACGAUUAAAGUGUAGGGAGAUGCUUGCUGCAGCUCUUCGAACAGGAGAUGACUACAUUGCUAUUGGAGCUGAUGAGGAAGAAUUAGGAUCUCAGAUUGAGGAAGCUAUAUAUCAAGAAAUAAGGAAUACAGACAUGAAAUACAAAAAUAGAGUGCGAAGUAGGAUAUCAAAUCUAAAGGAUGCAAAGAAUCCAAAUUUAAGAAAAAACGUACUGUGUGGGAACAUUCCUCCUGACUUGUUUGCUAGAAUGACAGCAGAGGAAAUGGCUAGUGAUGAGCUCAAAGAGAUGCGGAAAAACCUGACCAAAGAAGCCAUCAGAGAGCAUCAAAUGGCCAAGACAGGUGGAACCCAGACUGACUUAUUCACAUGUGGCAAAUGCAAAAAGAAGAAUUGUACUUACACACAGGUACAAACCCGCAGUGCUGAUGAACCAAUGACAACAUUUGUUGUCUGUAAUGAAUGUGGAAAUCGAUGGAAGUUCUGUUGAGUUGGAAGAAUUGGCAAGAUAUCUGGACCAUUAAGAAAAUGAAUUUUGUAAUUAGCUUUAAAACUAGGCCAAGCAACUAAUUUCCCUGCAAAUCAAAUUUUUAAAGCAGCACACAUCUCUUUGGUUAGUCUUUUUUUUUUUUUUUUGACAUAACAUCCCCUUCUUAAAUGCCUUCUGUAGUUUCAGAUCAGUAGGGAGACCAUGUAAUAAUUGUAUGGUAUCUGUUUAAAAAAAAAAAAAAGAAAGUGUUCCUUUUUCUUUUCAUUUUUAUGAGUAAGUUGACAUUAA
Molecule: messenger RNA, 1266 nt
Organism: Orycteropus afer afer
Lineage: Eukaryota; Metazoa; Chordata; Mammalia; Tubulidentata; Orycteropodidae
Source: RefSeq, a predicted model, not a curated record